Marasmius oreades (fairy-ring Marasmius) is the source of this 850-nucleotide messenger RNA. RefSeq lists its product as uncharacterized. The transcript is spliced from 5 exons. The record is from RefSeq and is a predicted model, not a curated record. NCBI's taxonomy places the organism in Eukaryota, Fungi, Basidiomycota, Agaricomycetes, Agaricales, Marasmiaceae. Bases 44 to 850 code for a protein of 268 amino acids. Gene Ontology annotation, cellular component: nucleolus; small-subunit processome. Gene Ontology annotation, molecular function: small ribosomal subunit rRNA binding.
CUCACACUCCGCGUUACAUAGCCCAACCCCACGUUUGUUCAUAAUGAGGCAAAAAAGAGCGAAAACAUACCGAAAGCUCAUGACAUUAUAUUCAAUGUCUUUUGGUUUUCGUCAACCGUAUCAAGUGUUGGUGGACUCGCAAAUAUGCAAGGAAGCGACAGAACAUAAACUUGACCUUUUGAAACAAUUGGGCUCGGUCUUACAGGGUAAUAUUAAGCCAAUGAUCACCCAGUGCUGUAUACACGAACUGUAUCUCCAAAAAUCCCAACAGCCUGCUGUUGACCUUGCAAAAACCUUCGAACGAAGGAAAUGCAACCAUCGCGAAAUCAUACCUGGUGACGAUUGUUUAACCAGCGUUGUAGGAGACUCCAAUAAACAUCGCUAUGUGAUCGCCACACAAUCUCAACCGCUACGAUCCAAUCUCAGAGCCAUCCCUGCCGUCCCGCUCGUCCAUCUCAAUCGGUCAGUAAUGGUCCUCGAACCUCCAAGCGAUGCAACUAUAGCAGCAAAGCAAGAGGUCGAAGAAAAGGCUCUUCAUGCCUCGCAUCCAGUUCCUGACACAGCUGCUAGACCGAGUGAGCCGCCUCCAAAGAAGAAAACAGGUCCUAAGGGCCCUAACCCUCUCAGCGUGAAAAAGAAGAAGAAAGCGGAAGAUUCUGCAUCGAAGAAAGGGCCACAGCAGAAAUCAGACGAUACUGCUGUUCGAGUCGGAGGAAAGAGGAAACGAACCGAUGAUGAAGAAGUUCAUGAUGAAAAUAGUGGAGGACCAACCAAAAAGAGGAAGCGGAAAAGAAGAGCAAAGAAUUCUGAUUCAGCGAGUGUUUCUCGUACUAGUGUUGCGUUAUCAUAG